Messenger RNA from Soboliphyme baturini, 603 nucleotides. Lineage: Eukaryota; Metazoa; Nematoda; Enoplea; Dioctophymatida; Soboliphymatidae. The record is from the annotation of a GenBank genome assembly.
AUGUGGGCGCGCCGUUGCCUGUCGGAUGACUGCGACAGUUCGUUUUUUCUAAAGGUGCUUAACUUUUCAGUGUUUUCGCAGCCGCCACCACCACCUCGCAACGGCCGUCUAAUGGCGACAGUGACCAGAACAUCUGAUGACCAGCGGUCAUCGUUGUCGUUGUCGUCGUCGUUCGCCGCCGGUCUGAAACUGGCUCCACAGACAGUAACGGCUUCGGUCCAGAGUGAUGAUUGGAGGUCGACGACGGACGGUAGCGCCAGCAGUGUCGGUUCCGGUGGCCAUGACGUCGAAUUGACCGUCAAGCUCCUCAACGACAAACUCGUCCGGAUCAAGGUAGACCCGAGAAUGCAAAUGUUAGACCUGCUCAUUCAGUUGUGCGCUGCGUGCAAAGUCAGUCCGAGUGACAUGUACAUCAAGGUGCCGGUCGAACGACGACCGGGCUACUACGAAUACAAGCCGAGCAUGAUGGUCGGCAAUCUACAGUACACAUACGUAGAAAUGGUGCCAAAGUCGAGCGUCAUCGAAAAGGUGAAGAAGCUGAAGUCGCACAGCUGGUUGUUCGAAGGGGUAAGUUGCCUUGCGAAAGGUUGGCGCAUUUUGUGA